This is a messenger RNA of Symbiodinium pilosum, 231 nucleotides long. NCBI's taxonomy places the organism in Eukaryota, Dinophyceae, Suessiales, Symbiodiniaceae. The record is from the annotation of a GenBank genome assembly.
GGUGGCGCUGUGUGGAUCCCGGCUCUGUCGGCCAUUGGCGCUGGUUUUGCCAUUGGACUUGCCGCCAUCGGCUCCGGUGUCGGACAGGGUAUUGCCAGCGGCCGCUGCAUUGACGGCAUCUCCCGGCAGCCGGAGGUUGCGGAUGACCUCCGCGGCGUACUGCUCCUGUCCCUGGCCUUCAUGGAGUCCCUGACCAUUUACGGCCUGGUGAUUGCCCUGGCACCGCCCUAA